CAGGACACCAGGCUCCGCCCCCCAGCUUAUUGCUGACAAGAUGGCGGCGGCGGCGGCGGCGGCGGCGGCGGAGUGCAGAGUGCUGGCUUACACUGUGUACAAGUGGAGCUCCUUCUCAUCCAGCUACCUGCCUGAGAACAUUUUAGUGGAUAAACCCAAUGAUCAAUCUUCGAGAUGGUCUUCAGAAAGCAAUUAUCCCCCUCAGUACCUAAUUUUAAAGUUGGAAAGGCAAGCCAUCGUUCAAAGCAUUACAUUUGGAAAAUAUGAGAAGACGCAUGUCUGCAACUUGAAGAAGUUCAAAGUGUUUGGUGGAAUGAAUGAAGAAAACAUGACAGAACUUUUAUCUAGUGGUUUAAAGAAUGAUUACAACAAAGAAACAUUCACCUUGAAGCAUAAAAUUGACGAGCAGAUGUUUCCAUGUCGAUUUAUUAAAAUAGUUCCUCUCUUGUCCUGGGGACCAAGCUUUAACUUUAGCAUUUGGUACGUUGAAAUCAAUGGUAUUGAUGAACCAGAUGUGGUACAGCCGUGUCUCCAUUGGUACAGCAAGUACCGUGAACAGGAAGCUAUUCGCCUUUGCCUAAAACAUUUCCGACAGCACAACUACACAGAAGCAUUUGAAUCCUUACAGAAGAAAACCAAAAUUGCCUUGGAGCACCCAAUGUUAACAGAGCUGCAUGACAAGCUCGUACUGAAAGGGGACUUUGAUGGUAGUGAGGAGUUGAUUGAAAAGGCAGUGAAUGAUGGUCUCUUCAGCCAGUACAUCAGUCAGCAGGAAUAUAAACCACAGUGGAACCAGAUAAUCCCCAAAUGCACUAAAGGUGAUGGAGAAGAUAGUAGGCCAGGAAUGAGAGGUGGACAUCAGAUGGUCAUUGAUGUGCAAUCUGAGACGGUGUAUUUAUUUGGUGGUUGGGAUGGAACUCAGGAUCUGGCUGACUUCUGGGCAUACAGUGUCCGUGACAAUCAGUGGGUCUGCAUAUCUAGAGAUACAGAGAAAGAGAAUGGCCCAAGUGCAAGAUCUUGUCACAAGAUGUGCAUUGAUACACAGAGAAGGCAGAUUUAUACUCUAGGCAGAUAUCUGGACUCCUCAGUUCGAAACAGCAAGUCACUGAAAAGCGAUUUCUACCGCUAUGAUAUCGACACCAACACAUGGUCACUACUAAGUGAAGAUACUGCUGCAGAUGGAGGACCAAAACUAGUGUUUGAUCAUCAGAUGUGUAUGGAUUCUGAAAAGCACAUGAUAUACACUUUUGGAGGGCGUAUCUUGACGUGUAAUGGCAGUGUGGAUGACAGCAGGGCCACAGAGCCGCAGUUUAGUGGACUCUAUGCUUUUGAUUGCCAAACACGGACGUGGAAACUUCUUCGAGAAGACUCAUGCAAUGCUGGGCCAGAGGACAUACAGUCCCGCAUAGGACACUGUAUGCUAUUUCAUUCAAAAAAUCGCUGUUUGUAUGUGUUUGGAGGACAGAGGUCAAAGACGUACUUGAAUGACUUUUUCAGUUAUGAAGUUGACAAUGACCAUGUGGAAAUCAUAUCAGAUGGCACCAAAAAAGACUCUGGCAUGGUCCCUAUGACUGGAUUCACUCAAAGAGCCACCAUUGAUCCAGAGUUGAAUGAAAUCCAUGUAUUAUCGGGUCUCAGUAAAGAUAAAGAAAAGCGUGAGGAAAAUGUCAGAAACUCUUUUUGGAUAUAUGACAUUAUUCGUAAUAGCUGGUCCUGUGUCUACAAGAAUGAUCAAGCAUCAAAAGAAAACCCAAAUAAAAGCCUUCAGGAAGAAGAGCCUUGCCCUAGAUUUGCACACCAAUUAGUUUAUGAUGAAUUGCACAAGGUCCACUACUUGUUUGGGGGGAACCCUGGAAAGUCCUGCUCCCCAAAGAUGAGGUUGGAUGACUUCUGGUCGUUAAAGCUGUGCCGACCUUCCAAAGAGUACUUGCUGAGACACUGUAAAUACUUAAUUCGAAAAAACAGGUUUGAGGAGCGUGCCCUAACAGAACCCCUUAGUGCACUAAAGUACUUGCAGAAUGAUUUGUUUGUCACAGUCGAUCACUCUGAUCCUGAAGAGACUAAAGAGUUUCAACUUCUUCCAUCUGCGCUUUUUAAAUCCAGCAAAGAUUUGGCCCCUCUGGGUCUCUCCGAUGUCGAUCACACUUAUUCUCAGAGGACACAACUCUUUGAUACUCUUGUCAACUUCUUCCCAGACAGUAUGACUCCUCCAAAGGGCAACCUGGUUGAUCUAAUUACACUGUGAAAAUGAUUCCCAGGACUGAGAAGAAACAUAAAAGACUGAUAAACUACACUUUUUUUUUUUUUUUUCUCUUGGGGGGGUUUGUUUAUUUUUGUAAUUCGCACUGGAGCUGUAUAAAUGGACUGCAAUAAGUGCACAAGAGAGUAUUUAGUGCUGGCAUGGUAGAUACCUGUUUUCAUAGAGAUAACCUGAUUACAACUUUCUGUCAGGAAGACUGGCAGUAGAAUUUGAUUUUUUUAUUUCUCCUCCAAAGUUUUGUUUUAGUUUUAAAUUUAAGAUUUUUGUUUUAUAUGUAUAUAUAUAAUCCCAACUAUUCCUCA
This is a messenger RNA of Pelobates fuscus (common spadefoot toad), 2562 nucleotides long. RefSeq names its product muskelin 1 (gene MKLN1). The transcript has 18 exons. The coding region runs from base 41 to 2245 and encodes 734 amino acids. Gene Ontology annotation, cellular component: cytoplasm. The record is from RefSeq and is a predicted model, not a curated record. NCBI's taxonomy places the organism in Eukaryota, Metazoa, Chordata, Amphibia, Anura, Pelobatidae. Gene Ontology annotation, molecular function: protein binding.